AUGUCUCAUAUCGAAAUCACCCUUUAUUGCAAGAAGUCGCUUAUUAAGCGACAAAAUAAAACAAACAGAUCCAUUAAACUGCGAAAAAUAAAGAGUUGCAAGUAUAAGAUCGCGUCUGAAGGUGCAGAUAGCAUCCCAAAUCGAAGGCAGCACAUCAAGAUACCACCUAAUUAUCGCUGGCUGAUAAUGGAUACCAAAUGAAACAAAAGGAAACGUCAAAUCUAAGUACAUUGAUGAGAACUUGUUCGAAGCCAUUCACAGCAUAGGAAGCAGUGAAAAAAACCUUAUGAGGUUCCUCAAAGCUGAAAACUAAACAGAAAAAUUUCCCUGGCAAGAUAAAAGGGACAACCUACUGCGCUUGCAAAGGAGUAGGAAAGCGAAUUGAUUGGGAAAGAAAGUUGCUGCAAGCUAUGGAAAGUGACUGUAAUCCUACAAUAGGGAAAAUUAGAGGUGUCAUGCAGGUUGGUAGUGUUUAAGAAGAAGAAAGUGAACUAUAUACCGAGCGCAGUGAAAAGAAAAUUAGCAAGAGAGAAAUACGAAACUGAGGUUAACUACAAAAGAACUGCAACGUCUAGUGCUAUUACAGCAGUACCAUACAAGUAUUUUAUAACAAGAGUAUUAUAAAACGAAAUUAGAAAUGAUGCAGCGUCAGAAGCCACCUGUAACUUAUG
This is a messenger RNA of Acanthoscelides obtectus, 671 nucleotides long. Lineage: Eukaryota; Metazoa; Arthropoda; Insecta; Coleoptera; Chrysomelidae. The record is from the annotation of a GenBank genome assembly.